CAGGUCCGCCAUGUUGGUAGGGUGACCCCAUCUUUGUGAAGGAGUGAAAAUCCAGAAACCGAUGAACAGCGGGCAAUCGUUUUAUUCCUUAGUCCUCUGUUUGCAGAGCUCGGAUGGAAAAGUGAGACCCAACGGGGCACUGUACCCUGGAGCCUGCAGGGGGAACAGAAAAAGCUGUAGGAGGGCGGGUGGCCCGAGAUUUAAGACUUGCGGCCUAGUGGCCCCGACACUCGUCCGUCCAGUCGGUGCCGGCGAGAAACGGCGGGCUCGGAUUCGACUGCGGCAGCCGCGUCCCUCUCUUGCAAUAUGUUCAAGAGAAUGGCGGAAUUCGGGCCUGACUCAGGAGGGAGAGUGAAGGGUGUGACAAUAGUGAAGCCAAUUGUCUUUGGAAAUGUUGCUCGUUAUUUUGGAAAGAAGCGAGAGGAGGAUGGACAUACUCAUCAGUGGACAGUUUACGUCAAACCUUACCGAAAUGAAGAUAUGUCUGCAUAUGUAAAGAAAAUUCAGUUCAAGCUACAUGAAAGUUAUGGUAACCCUCUACGAGUUGUUACCAAGCCUCCAUAUGAAAUCACAGAAACUGGAUGGGGUGAAUUUGAAAUUAUAAUCAAAAUCUUCUUCAUAGAUCCAAAUGAAAGACCGGUAACUCUCUACCACUUGUUAAAGCUGUUUCAGUCCGAUAGUAAUGUGAUGUUGGGCAAAAAGACAGUGGUCUCCGAGUUUUAUGAUGAAAUGAUCUUCCAAGAUCCUACAGCAAUGAUGCAACAACUGUUGACAACGUCUCGACAGCUGACACUUGGAGCUUACAAGCAUGAAACUGAAUUUGCAGAACUUGAAGUGAGGACCCGGGAAAAGCUAGAAGCUGCCAAAAAGAAGACUAGCUUUGAAAUUGCAGAGUUUAAAGAAAGAUUGAAGGCAAGCCGAGAAGCAAUCAACUAUUUAAAGAGUGAAAUCAAAAAGAUUGAAGAUGAUGACCAGGGAAAGGAAAGCUGAGAAAUGUUCACUAAAUUAACUGGAAGUCUUCAAGGACUGAUUUGCUGAGAGCAGUAUAGUUGCUUAUACAACAAACUUUUACAUUGCCUGCUCUGUGACUGAAUGGUGAAUCGUUCAGUUUUAAAUUAUACCUUGGGUGAAUGAUUUUUUUUACUUUGACAUGAUCAUAUUUAAAUCCAACUUGAGGACACCCAAGCAAGCAUUCUAGUUUUCUAAACAGAAUUGUACAAAAUAUAACAAUGAUGUGGAGGAAAUGGUGUGCAUAUGUUUUGUAUGUGGAUUUUUCUGUUUUGUAUUUAAGGUAUUUGUUACAGUUGCAUUUAAAGCUUGUAUGUCA
Molecule: messenger RNA, 1327 nt
Organism: Hypanus sabinus (Atlantic stingray)
Lineage: Eukaryota; Metazoa; Chordata; Chondrichthyes; Myliobatiformes; Dasyatidae
Gene: yeats4
Product: YEATS domain containing 4
Exons: 7
Coding region: 307-990 (227 amino acids)
Biological process (GO): regulation of DNA-templated transcription
Source: RefSeq, a predicted model, not a curated record